Molecule: messenger RNA, 3387 nt
Organism: Didymodactylos carnosus
Lineage: Eukaryota; Metazoa; Rotifera; Eurotatoria; Philodinida; Philodinidae
Source: the annotation of a GenBank genome assembly
AUGCCCAAGGACGAUCAAAUGACUGAUGAAGAUAUGGAUAUGCCAUCCGUGGCCAAUAUGCAACAAUUAAUAGCAGCUAAAGCCGAAGAACUAUUUCGUGCAUGUGAUAUUGAAGAAAAAGGUUUCAUCAUCAAAAAGGAUAUGCAACGUUUAAAAGAUGAGUUAGGUUUUCCACCAGAGCAAUUAGAAGAUGUUUUUGAUUCACUAGAUUGUGAUCAUAACGGAUAUUUAACAUUAGAAGAAUUCACAUCCGGCUUCGGUAUGUUUUUAAAUAUUCAAAUGGGCAAUACAGAAGAACAAGAAAUUGAACAUAAUCCACAAGAGAAGGAGGAACAACAACUAUUUCAUGAUACGUUAGAUGCAUUAGGUGCGAAAGGUCUCUAUGACGAUGAAGAGACAAUUCAAGCUCUAUGGAUGAGAUUGAGAGAAACCGAUCCAACAUUGCUGAGACAGUUCGAAGGGUUUAUCGGAAAAGUAACAAACGAAAUAAGACGUUCAAAAUUAGAUCAUCGAACAAUCGAGGCUGCUUUACAAAGUAAAGCAACAUCGCAUGAUACUGAAGUGAAAAAACUCUAUGAAGAAAUGGAAAAUCAAAUCAAAGCAGAAAAGGCAAAAGUUCUAGCACAAGAAAAGUUCAAAGAACGUGAAUUUCGUGACCAAAUGGAACGUGAAUUACGUACAAAAGAAGCACAAUUGGCGGAUGUACAAAAACGAAAAUCAGAUUUGGAAAUGAAGGUGUUUCGAUUGAACAUGAACGAAGCAGAAACAAAAAGUGAAAAUGAGCGCUUGCAAAAAGAAAAGCUACAAUUAGAGGAACAAGUUCAAGAGAUCGCAAGAAAUUUAUCAGAAUCUAAAAGUUAUAUAUCACAACUUCAAAAUCAGACAAAGAAAGAUAAAAUACAUCGUGCCAAACAAGCAUUAAAUUUCACAGAAAAUCUUGCAAUUGAACGUGAAACUCUUGUCAAACAACUUGACAUACUGAAAUCAGUGAAUAAAAGAUUAGUUGAUGAACGUGAUAUGAUUGAUGCAAACCCUCUUAAUGGAAAUAUUGUGGCACCAUCAACACCCAAACAAUCAAGUGAUCCUGAAGAAGAUGAUGAUCCUGAUAAUGAGAAUGAAAAUGUGGUGGAUAUUCCUACUAGACGACGUCGACGAGUCAGUGCAACAAUUGGUGUCGAUUUACAAGUAAAAAUGUUAAAUAUUGAUCAAAGAAUCGUGGCUCUACAAGUAUGGGAUACGGCUGGUCAAGAACGUUUUCGAAGUAUAACGAAACAGUAUCUUCGAAAAUCGGAUGGUGUUGUACUUGUUUAUGAUGUUACAUCAGAAACAACAUUUAGAAAUGUUCGAGCUUGGAUGACAAGUAUACAGGAAGCAGCUGAUGACGAUUGUGUUAUUACACUCGUUGGUAACAAAAUUGAUCUGUGUGAUGAUGAUGAAAAAAGACCGGUGAAAUAUAAAGAUGGUGCAAAAUUAGCAGAUGAAUAUGGGUGUUUGUUUUUUGAAACGAGUGCACGACAAGGAACGAUAAUUGCUGAAACAAUGGAAGCUAUAGCAAGAUUAAUGCAAGAAAAAGAUGAUAAACAACGAAAAGGUGAAAAUAUCGCAAAAAAUUUACUAGAUGAGUAUAAUCAUAAUAUUACUGAAAUAGCCUAUAUUACAUCAUCAUCUGAAUUUGAAUAUAAUAUUGAUCUAAAUGAUGUAAAUAAAAAAUUAAUCAAAGAUAAGAAUUAUGAAGUGUAUCUUGCAUGUUUGAAAAUUGUUGCAUCUGUAACUAAAAAAUUCAAUUAUCAUUUAUUUAAUGAUAAAUCAUUAAAAUUACUUUUGCAUCGUACGCAAAGUAUUGGUAUUGCAGCUGAAAACGAUACAGCUAAAAAAUUAGAGCUACAAAUGUUAAAAACAAACAUAAAAGAGGUCUAUCAAAAAAAAUUUAGUUUUAAUGGAAGUCAAAUUGGUAUUGAUGAAGUUCAAGAAUUAAUGGGUUCUAUGCAAAAUCCAGAUGAUUUAUUAAAAUUAUGGAAUUCAGCAUAUAGUGUACCAUCUCCAAUGCGUGAAUUUUAUACAAAAUUAAUCAAUUUACAAAAUCAACAAGCCAAACAAAAUCGCUUUGCUGAUAAAACCGAGUCAAUAAUCAAUACUGAUGAGAAGAAGAUUGUUGAAAAGUUAUGGUCCGAACUGAGACCACUUCAUCUAUUAUUACAUGCUUAUAUUAGAAAAAAAAUAAUUUCUGCUUAUCCCGGUCUAAUGUCAUCGAAUGAGCCGAUACCCAUUCAUCUGACAAGAGAUAUGUUUGGCUCAAUGAUGACGCAUUUAGAGAGAAUCGUUUUACCAUUUCCAAAUGUAUCUGGCAUUGAUCUCGGACCAGCUAUGAUUCACAAUAAUUUUACUGAGGAGAGAAUAUUCCAUUAUGCUGAUGAAUUUUUUGUGUCACUAAACUUAACUCGUGUACCUAAAAAUUUUUGGAAUUUAUCCAUAUUGAAAAAAAUUCCUGGACGAAAUAUGGCCUGCCAUCCUACAGCAUUUGAUAUGUACAAGUACGAUGAUGUUCGUAUUCGAAUGUGUACUAGUUUAACAUCACGUGAUUUUUAUAUUGUUCAUCAUGAAAUGGGUCAUAUUCAACAUUAUUUGCAAUAUAAAAACUUACCAUUUUGGUUUCGUCGAUCGCCCCAUGAUGCAUUUGGAGAAGCCAUUGGCGAUGCUAUUGCUCUUGCAACGAUGUCACCAACACACUUAGAAAGAAUUGGACUAUUGGAAAAUCAUACAACAUCAGAUGAAAACAAUUUGAAUUUCUUGGUUACACAAGGUCUAAGUCGCUUAUUUUUACCACCAUAUGCCUAUGCACUUGAUACGUGGAGAUGGUCAGUUAAUAAUGGAUCAAUAAAACCAUCAGAAUAUAAUAAGCGUUACUGGCAAUUAGUCUGUCAGUACCAAGGUAUGCAACCACCAACGCCACGAGGUGAAGAAUAUUUUGAUGCUGGAACAAAAUUGCAUGUGGCUUAUGAUUUAUCUUACAUCAAGUAUUUCUUGGCUCAUGUAUUUCAAUUUCAAAUAUUUGAUGUUCUAUGUCGUGAAGCUAAUUAUACAGGACCACUUCAUCUUUGUGAUCUUCAUGGUUCACAUCGAGCUGGUGCAAAAUUAAAAUUAUUAAUGGAACUAGGCUCAUCCAAACCGUGGGAUGUUAUUUUAGAAGAGUUUUCUGGUGAACGUACAUUUUCAGCUAAACCAUGUUUACGAUAUUUUCAACCAUUACGAGAUUACCUAGAAAAAUUAGUUAAGAUUGGAGAAUUAAAAACGGUGGGUUGGAAAUGUAGUGAUGGAUCCAACAAUAUACUAAAAAACACGAUGAUGAUGAUUGUUCUGUGUUUAACAUUGAUUAAUUUAAUCAACUAA